CGCAUCAUGAGGCUGAAGUGGGGGUGGGAAAGACAUGACACACUGCUGGUCUCAGGCCUGACAUUGGCCAUCAUAAGGAUGAAGAGGGACUGCUGGUCUUCCACAAGGAGCAUGUGCUCUGGGCUUUAUGAGCAAAGGCCCUGACAGACCACACCCUAAGUCUAGGGGUACCAAACCAAUCAGAGAAAGCCUCCUUCCAAACUGGAGGCCAAAUGGGCCAGUCUCCCUCUGUAAGCCAAGCCAACAUGGAAUGGGGAACAUGUCUGGGUGGCUUUGGCCUUCGGCCUGGUCCACCCCAUCUACACCUGGAAGAGUCUGGUCUGUUUUUUACCUGCCUUGGAUUCAGGGACCCUGAAGGGAUGGAUGGUCAUUUCACCCCACUGGUGGGGAAGGCAAGGAAAAAGAUGGAGUCAGAGUUCCUCUAUGACCUGUUGCAGCUCCCAAAGGAGGUAGCUCAGCCCACGGAGGAAGAGCUUCAACGAGGAGGAAAGAAGAAAUAUCUGUCCCCCAAUUCCAAGAGGAACCCCAAGUUUGAAGAACUGCAGAAGGUGCUGAUGGAAUGGAUCAACACCGCACUCCUCCCAGAGCACAUUGUGGUCCGCAGCCUGGAGGAGGACAUGUUUGAUGGGCUCAUUCUGCAUCACCUGUUCCAGAAGCUGGCAUCGCUCAAGCUGGAAGUGGAGGAAAUCUCUCUGACCUCGGUCAGCCAGAGGCGCAAGCUAGGGGUCAUCCUGGAGGCCAUCAACCAGAGCCUGCAGGUGGAAGAACAGCAGGCCAAGUGGAGCGUGGAGACCAUCUUCAACAAGGACCUGCUGGCCACCUUGCAUCUCCUGGUGGCCCUGGCCAAACGCUUCCAGCCGGACCUGCCCCUCCCAGACAACAUCCAGGUGGAAGUCAUCUACAUUGAGAGCACCAAGACAGGCCUGAAGUCGGACAAGCAGGUGGAGCAGCUCACGGAAUGCAACUCACACAAGGACCAGCCUUCACAGGACGCCUUUGAUGAAUUAUUUAAGCUGGCUCCAGAGGAAGUGCAUGCUGUCAAAGAGGCCAUCGUGAGCUUUGUCAACCAGAAGCUAGAGCGCCUGGGCCUGUCUGUGCAGAGUCUGGACACCCAGUUUGCAGAUGGCGUCAUCCUGCUCCUGCUGAUUGGACAGCUGGAAGGCUUUUUCUUGCAUCUGAAGGAAUUCUAUCUUACUCCCAGCUCUCCCACGGAAAUGCUUCACAAUGUCACCCUAGCCCUGGAGCUGCUCAAGGAUGAAGGCCUGUUCAGCUACCCCGUCAACCCUGAAGAUAUUGUAAACAAGGAUGUCAAGAGCACACUGCGGAUACUUUACAGCCUGUUCCAGAAGCAUUCACUGAGGGCAGAGGGCAACGGGGCACACCGUGGUACCCCAAACUAGUCACCUCUACCUCCCCAAAGCUGUUUCUCAGGAGCUGCUGCCUCUGGAGGACCCAGCAGUCCCAGGUCUCCCCAUGCCAGCCUCGUUACUGUGGCUUGGGGACAUGCUUCCCUCCUGCCCUUGUCCUGCUUAUCUUUGACCCCACCAGAUAGGGCCCUAUAGUUGCACCCACCCCUGCUUUGCUCCAUGUAUUUUGACAGCUGUAUGAAUUGUAUUUAUGUGGGUGGGUGGGGGGGCUCUGCAUGCCUGUGGACUCCUGGGUUAGCCUUUGACUGUGGUGAAUAAGACUUUGGUUCUCAGGCUAGACCAGCUCUCAUCAACCUCCAGUCUGUCUACUAAAGCUAUACCUUGGUAGUCAGUGGCUGCUCAGACCCCACAAAGCUGACCAGGCUCUUUGGUGUCAAGGCUGAUCAUCUGAGGCCAUGACCUCUGUACACAUAGUUCCUGGUCAUCUAUCUCCCACUUGGGCUGAUGAGCCCAGGACCAUUGCCCAAAGACCAGAUCCUCAUGUAGGAGAAAUGAAUUGAGUUUCUUGUCAGAGGACUCUGGACAGGCUAUCCCUAUAGCUGCAGUCCUAAGCUCAGCCUUGAGCCCGAGGGAAGAGAACCUGGAGUCGGUUCUUGGGUUCAGGUUAUCUCCGGUCUGCAUUCUGUCUCAUGAGACUUAGUGUCUUCUGCAAAGAGAGAGAAACAGCUGAAGAACUGAGCUGGGUCCAGGCUGGAGGAGAAGCUGUGGGGGGGAUGCAAGGCAUGGGGUUCAGGGGCACAGAGACAUAGGGGUAUAGGGAUUCAGGGGUGCAGGGAUGUAGGGAAGUUAGCCUAGCUGUUACUCCCCUGGAUUCUCCCCUGCUUGCUCAACUUCAGUUCCCUGUGACCAAAGUCUUUUAGGUUUGGGGGUGUAUAGCCGAACAGCUUUGCCUUUGGGGGACUUUGGAGCAGAGUCUGGACAGGGAAGGCCACCCCUACAACAACAAUAGACAGAGCUAGGUGACCUGGGGCUCUGGUGUCUGAUGUGGAGAGGCCAGGCGCUUCUCUCUACCCAGCUCCAUUCCACCUGUCCAUUUGGCCCUAUGCAGGCUACUCAUAAGUCUUAGAGGGCCCCAUCAGAUAUCUCCUCUGUCUGCUGCCUCUGGGACAUGUACCCCUGCCAUAUCAAGGACAUCCUCACAGUAGCUGGCUCCAACUCUCUCUACCUGCUCAGGUAAUCCUUCCAUGGAGACCUUCCUCUCUGCCUUGUCUCUUCUCUCUGGAGCAUCCUGAGCCAUGGUGGAAGCUUGAACCCCUCUGCUUCUUUACUGGAGGCUUGGCAGGUCAAAGCUGGAGUCCACGCUCAUCUCUUAGGCUCUGGCCUCCCUCUCUCCCUUCCUCUUCCCUGCUUGCUUACCCUCCUGGUCCUUGCAUGUCCUCACUUCUACCUCCUUACCUCCUGUCUGAUAGGAGAUUUGAAUCAUAAGGAGAAGCACUCUUGCAACUUUAUGGAGGAAUAAAUAACAUUUACCGGUUUAAAUGCAGGACUUAAUGAUACCUGACAAACAGACGCAGUCAUAUCCCUCUAACUAGAAGGCUCAAGGCCUAAAACAUCCGGUCACCUACAUCCUGCCCAUCAGAGCCCUGGUCUUAGAAGGGGAGACCUGCUUUCUGUUACUGCCUUUUCUGCAUCUCUUAGAAAGUGCAUCAGAGAGCAAGUGGCCUUCCUUCCUCAUGGUGCUGAGCUUUGGUCUACUGCUAUGUAUUGCAAUGCCAAGUUCUGAAUCCUAAGUCAUUGCCUCUUGAGGCAAUUACCUCAAGACAAGUGAAUUCUCAUGUAUGCCAGCUUUUGUUAUGCAAACUUCUUAAUUUAAAACUAUUGGUUGAAUAAAAAUGCCUGUAGCCUGUGGCUGGGCAGAAGAAAGGUA
Mastomys coucha (southern multimammate mouse) is the source of this 3294-nucleotide messenger RNA. RefSeq names its product parvin gamma (gene Parvg). NCBI's taxonomy places the organism in Eukaryota, Metazoa, Chordata, Mammalia, Rodentia, Muridae. Gene Ontology annotation, molecular function: actin binding. Gene Ontology annotation, biological process: establishment or maintenance of cell polarity; cell projection assembly; actin cytoskeleton organization. Gene Ontology annotation, cellular component: focal adhesion; actin cytoskeleton; cytoplasm. The transcript has 13 exons. The record is from RefSeq and is a predicted model, not a curated record. The coding region runs from base 213 to 1400 and encodes 395 amino acids.